Anastrepha obliqua is the source of this 514-nucleotide messenger RNA. RefSeq lists its product as uncharacterized. The record is from RefSeq and is a predicted model, not a curated record. The transcript has 2 exons. Bases 50 to 514 code for a protein of 154 amino acids. Gene Ontology annotation, molecular function: catalytic activity. Lineage: Eukaryota; Metazoa; Arthropoda; Insecta; Diptera; Tephritidae.
AAGGGCGACUUGGAGGUAGUAUCCAACCCCGAGGAGGUACUGAGGCUAGAUGCUGAAAGUCCUUCAGAUAAACCUCCACAAAAGUAAAAACGCCUCAGCCGAGCUCCUGCUCAACAUAGAGGGAGUCGGCUACGAUGUGGCUCUAGUCCAGGAACCAUGGAUAGCGUCGGGCAACAUAGUCUCCGGUCUAAAGUCACAAAACUACAACACAUACAUCCCGAUUGUAAAAAAUAAGGUAAGAACAGCGAUAUUAGUCAAAAAAAGUAUAUGUUCUUAUAUUGAUCAUAAUCUCUCUUCAGACGAUCUGACAGUGGUGGCGCUGGAGGGCUGCAAGGAUGAGACGCUACUCUUUGGGUCCUGCUAUAUGCCACAUGAUGAGGAAGCACCACAAGCGGAACUUCGGAAGCUGGUAGAAACAGCUGCCAGAAAGAAGCAUGCUCUGGUGGUAGGGACGGACGCAAACGCACAUCACACAGUCUGGGGAAGUGCAGACAUAAACGACCGAGAUACAUAA